AUGCGACUAGCCAUGGCCUCUGGCUCGAACAGACCAGCCAGCAUGCGGAUCCCGAUGGCAGGUGGCCGCGCCCUGCCGGGGAGCUCGAUGCGAGGACGCCAGAGGGCACUGAGCGCGAGUUGCGCCGAGAGCAGCCUGCCUCCCCUCUCAGCGUCGCACCUUGAGACCCACGAAUUUCACUACACGCUCGCCCCAGAGGAUCAAGAGGUCGACCUUCAUCUUGACGCUGAUAUUCUGCCUCCGCCUCCACCAAGACGUCUUCGAUCAACUGAACCUCAUCGAUCUCUUAUCCCGACUCCAGGUCGGUCAAACCGUUCUUUCCUCGAUCCAGAUCUUUUGGGAUUGUCGCCACACCCCGUCACAGGCUUUGGCUUUCGACUCAACGAACCCAGAGCUCGAAACGCCACUAUUUACCUCGCUGCUGAACCCGAUUCCCCUUUAGCAGCAACAAUGAACGCCCCCAGAGACGAGCACCUGGAGGCGCUGGCUAGCCUCAACCGGGCUGCCAGACUGGGCGCGCAGUCUGCGCAGUUGCAGCACUCGCGCUCGAUAAUUCUCGGGCCAGCAGAGGAGUUUUUCGACUCCGCCUCUGCCCAAGCCGGCCGCCUGUACGGCCAGGCUUUCUUAAACCAAGGUGAGGUGACCUACCUCCCAAGUCGUCGCCUCGAGGACUGGCUGGAGGGGAUUUCGCUUUCCGAGAGCCCAUUUGGGCCGCAGAGAGUCGCUCUGCCCGAAGUCAGCUCCUCCAAUGGAGGCCAAGCUGGAAGCUUGGCGACCGUGAUGGAGGAUGACGAGGUUAAGAUGGGGGAGUCGACCACGGAGAACCGGCAGACUGGGACUAAGCGACAGGGAGCUGAUCUUGAGGCUGGCCCCAGCAAGCGAGUCAAGAUCGCCGCGCCGUUCAGGCGCGCUCUUUCCCGCGUGAGCGGGGGAGCGGUGACUUCGUCGUCCGUGGACGACCACGGUUCGACCAUGGCCCGCGCUGGAACGGUCAUGUCACACCACGUUGGUGAGAGCGGGAGAAGUACCCCCUUCAGCAUGAUGUCCCGGGUCUUUGUGCCUGCUCCGGUCAUCACCACUCGCAACUUCAAGAUUUGCGUUUUGGGACACCCGGGGACUGGCAAGACCACCCGUCUUGUGAUGGGGAGAUAUAUUCCCGGCGCCCCCUCUACGUCGACAGAGAUCCGCACCAUCAGCACCAUGAGCACUGGCGAUGCUACCCGUCGGACCCUUGCCCAGGUCGAGUUGUGGGACUUUCCUGGCAUGAUUGCUGGCCGUCAUGACACCCAACUUCGGUCAACCUUCUUCAAUGCCGCCAUCAUCUGCUACGAUCUCGAGGAUUACCGGAACCUGGAUGGCCUCAGCACGGUUGAUCGUCGUCCUACGUUUCCCAACUUGGGUUUGAGGUUCCUUGUUCCCCCUGAGCCCGCCACUGAUAUCCAGGGUGAAACUGCCGCCGCCGCCAUCAACGCGGCUGGCUUCGCCGAGUGCUCUGCCUUGACCAGCGAGAACUGUCAGGAAACUUGGCAAUCCAUCGUCGACUAUUUGGUCGACAUUCAGGAGAAGCAUGAGAAGGCUAUUGAGGAGGCCCGUGCUGGAAAAGGAAAGGAGAAGAUGUUGGAGAAGGCCAAGAAGGUCUGGCGUGGAUUUAAGAAGGAGAUGGAUGUGAAGUUGAAGAAGUGA
Molecule: messenger RNA, 1683 nt
Organism: Podospora anserina S mat+
Lineage: Eukaryota; Fungi; Ascomycota; Sordariomycetes; Sordariales; Podosporaceae
Exons: 4
Coding region: 1-1683 (560 amino acids)
Source: RefSeq, a predicted model, not a curated record